CAAGCACCUACACUACACAUCGUGGAUUAUUCGACAACAAAGUAAAAUGAUGUGCUCAGCAACCUCAUUCCUGCUCCUGGUGACGUUCUGCGGAACGGUGUCCUGUCUUUGGUAUCCGUGGCCUGCCAAAAAAGACGACCAUUGCCCAUGCAAAAAAGACUCUGACUGUAAGUACGUUGUGUGCGACAACCCAUGGGAGGAAGUUGAGUGCCACGAUGACUAUUCUUCCCCAACGGGACGCUCGUGUCAUUGUCACAAACCGUACGAGUGCUGGGUAGACUACGACUGCAUUAGAGAGUGCGGUCCAGGAGCCACGUGUGACGACAGGGCAUGUCAUGGCCCGUGGUGCGAUCACACGUGAACAAACGUUUACAGGCAGCCAUACUGCAUUUAGCUUUAAUUAAAAGACAUGCAUAUGGAUACACUAAUUAUUUAUUUUCUUGGAGAGUAAUGUGAAAUUAAGUAAUAACCAGAAUUUAUAAAUUAAUUUAAAUGUUUGUGUUUGUGUGUGUGUUUGUGUAAUAAAUCAAGCAACAUAGAUUAAA
Messenger RNA from Dreissena polymorpha, 545 nucleotides. RefSeq lists its product as uncharacterized. The record is from RefSeq and is a predicted model, not a curated record. The transcript is spliced from 3 exons. Bases 47 to 361 code for a protein of 104 amino acids. NCBI's taxonomy places the organism in Eukaryota, Metazoa, Mollusca, Bivalvia, Myida, Dreissenidae.